AUGCAGAGUAGAGACAAAUCACUGAGGGGCCCCCGGGGGCCCCCCGGGGGCCCCCAAGAUGCAUGGGGGCGUCCAGGGUUUCUUAUUAAGAGACUUAAACUGGAGAGAAGCGAAGAGGGUACCGAGGGGCCCCCUCAAGGCAGAGCUGGGGCCCCCAACGGAGCUUCAGCAGUUCCUCAGGGGGCCCCUGGGGGGGCCCUUGGGGGGGCCCCUCGGGGUGCCCCUCGUCAAGCAGUUGAGGGCAUACAUAUAACAAUUAGUUCAGAUAGUUCUGAUGGGGAGAUGAAUCCGAAGAGGGUAAUGGGGGCGCCCAGAGGGGGGCCCCCCUUGGGGGCCCCUUCAAGAGAUACAGGGGCCCCUAAAAGAAGACAGAAGAGGAAAAAGCAAGCAGAAGAUGAAGGUGGCGCUGCUGCUGCUGUUAGAGACCGGGCAGCGUCUUCUACUUCCGCAGAUUACUCAGAUGGAGAGAGGGGGGCCCCUUGCCCCCAGGAGGAGGGGCCCCCAAGGGGCCCCCCAGGAAGCCCCCAAGACAACCAGCUGCAUCAUCAGAUAGCAGAAGGAGCAGCAGCUGAGGUGUCUGCUCAACUGAGGGGAUCGGGUACUAGGGGGGCCCCCUCUGAGCCGCAGGGGGCCCCCAUCUUUAUUUGCUGCUCCUCGUCAGACAGCGAGGGGCCCCCUGAGUGCAAAGCAAAGCACACACAAGGGAAGGGAAGGGGCCCCUCUAGGGGCCCCCGCAGAAGCAAGACACCUACAGGGAGACAGCAAGAGACAGGUGUCUCCCCUGCUGCAGCAGCAGCUGCAGCAGCUGCAGCAACUGCAGCUGCAGCAACACCAGCAGCAGCAGCAGAACCAUUUGAAGAGGCAGCCCCAGCAACAGCAAGAGCUGCAGCAGCAGCAGCAAUAGCAACAGCUGCUGCUGCAGCUGCUGCUGCUUCCACCCCUGAGUGGCGUGGCGUUGAGUCUCCCCACAACUCGGAGGAAGAUGUGGGGUCUGUGCAGGUGUUGGGGAUCGGUGGGAUCGGUGGGAUCGAUGUUGGUUCCCGUCUUUCAUCGCUUCCCCAGAGAUCGCAGGGAAGGGGGGCCCCACACCGUGCGGCCGCCUCCGCUGCCGCUACUACUGCUGCUUCUGCUCGUGCUGCUCCUGCUGCUGCUGCUGCUGCUGCAGAAAGGAGACAGUUAGACCCUUUCUAUGGCAGCGCAGGCAAACUAACCCGCGUCGUUCUAAGGGACUUCUGUAAUCAUGAAUUGCUUGACUGGAGGCCCUCGCCUUCUGCAAAUAUUAUUCUCGGAGGAAACGGCCAGGGGAAGUCUGCAAUAGCAAAAGCAAUAUUUAUUUGUUGUGGUGGAGAGAGGGGCCCCUGGCGUUCAUCAUCAGAAGAGGGUAUACCUGUGGGGGGCCCCCCAGGUAGGGGGGCCCCUAGGGGCCCCCAGGGAAGCAGUGCUGCUGCAACACUUGUAAGGAGCGGGGAGACACUUCGUUUGUUUGAAUAUAUCAGAGACUACUGGAAGGAAGAGGGCCCCUCAAAGGCUGUUAUAUCCUUAACAUUUUCAAACUUUUCUUCUGUUGGGGCCCCCCCCGGGGGCCCUGGGGGCCCCCCCUCCCAGGACUUUGGCGCUUCUGCUGCUGCUGGUGCUGCUGCUGCUGCUGCUGGAGAGGAGGAGAGUGAAGAGGAGACUCUGAGGCCCGUAAAAGAAGAAGAAGAAGGGCUAAUUAGUCGGGUGUCUCUGCUAACCAAAGAUGCAUUUAUCCCUGUAGACAGGGCCUACUGCCAUGCGGUGUAUGGGGACUACCUCACCCUCUCGCGCGAAAUUGUUAAGAAAAGGUCUCCCCGCAAGCCCCAUCAGCAGCAGCAGCAGCAGCAGCAGCAGGAGCAGCAGCAGCAGCAGGAGCAGCAGGUAGAGGAGGAGGAGACGGUGUGGGGUACAGGAAGCAGCAGCUGGUAUAUUCAAGGUCUAGGUUCGGCUCUGACAAGCCUUCAAGAAGCAGCAGCAAGACAUAAGUCUGCUGCAGCAGAGUUAAAGGCAUUUGAAGAUCGCCUCCUCCCCGCCAGAAACACCCACAAACAACUCACCAACGAAAUGCGUCUCUGCAAACAGCUUCAGGAGCUCAAAGCAGAGGCUGCUUCGUUGAAGGGGGCCCUACCACACCUGAGGGUGGCGGCAGCAGCAGCAGCAGCAGAUGCUGCUGCUGCUGAGGUAGCGGAGAUAGAGAAGCAGGUGCAGCAGCAAGAAGAGAAGGCUUUGCGUCGCGCUGCUGCAAAGCAGCGGGAAGAGGAGGUGCGGCGUUGCCGGUCUGUGCUGCAGCAGCAGCGCCAGCAGCAGCAGCAGCAGCAGCGCCAGCAGCAGCAGCAGCAGCAGCAGCUAGCUGCUCUCUCGCGUCAAGUCCGAACGAAGAAGGCAGAAGUGCUGCGGCUAAGACAAGAUUUAGAGGCCUCCAAAGAAAUGCAUGAGGCCCUCAACGAAGUCAUUCGCAGCAUGCAGUUGACACUGAAGGGGCCUGUGUCUCCUUCUGAGGCGGAGGCGUCUCAGUUAGCCGAGAAGGAAGCAGCAGCAGAAGCAGCAGCAGCAGCACUUGCUACAGCAGAAGCAAAGCUGCAGCAGCUGCAGCAAGCCUCAGCAGCAGCACAAAGAGCAGCCGCCAAGGCCCGUGGUGUAUGUACAGAUGCUGAGUUACGUCUACAAGCAGCACAACAUCAUGCAAGACAAACUAGCUGGGAGCAGCAGCAGCAGCAAAAGCUGCUGCAGCAGCUGCAGCAGCAGCAAGAAGAGCGACGCCAGGCCCUGCGUAGCUCCUUCGCUCGCGAGCAGAAGGCGCAGCAGCAGGCUGCAGCAGCAGCAGCAGAAGCAGCGGCGAGAGAAACAGCAGCAGCAGCAGCCCGUGAGGCUUCAGCAGCGCCUGGAACAUCUCCGCAACAGCAGCAGCAGCAGCAGCAGCUGCAGCAGCUGCAGCAGGUGCAUGCAUCACUCCAGACCCGCGUUCAGCUGUACAUACACCCGAGGUGGCAGGGGGGCCCCCCAGAUACUGCGGGUUUAUUUGCUGCUAUACGGAGGCUGGUGCAGCAGCAGCAAUUCAGUAGGGCCCCUGUGGGGCCCCUUGGGGAGCUGUUGUGUGUAGACAGCGCUGCAUGCGCAGCAGCAGGAGUUCCAGCAGCAGCAGCAGCAGCAAUCCUUGAAGAGCACCUAAAGCCUCACGCAUCAACCUUUCUGGUUAGCUCCAUAUCGGAGCAGCAGCUGCUGCUGCAGCUGCUGCAGCAGCACCGAUGGGCCCCCCGCGUUGCUGCUGUUAGCUAUGGCUGCCAGCCCUACGCCCCACGCCUCACUGAUGCUGCUCUGGGUAUCCCUCCAGGUGUAUGUACACUCUAUAAGGCCCUCCUGAAGGAAGAGACAGUAGAGACAGCAGAGACAGCAGAGACAGCAGAGACAGUAGUGCAGCAAACCAACAGACGCAGCGACACACGCAACCGCAUGCCCGUGGUUGGAGUGCAUUUCCUAGUGGACGUAGCUUCUAUAGAGCGCGUUGCUAUAGCUGAAGACGGUCAUCAGCUGCGGUCUCUGCUGCAGGGGCCCCCUGGGGGCCCUUAUGGGGGCCCCUCUGGGGGCCCCCCUGCUGGGGGCCCCUCUGGGGGCCCCCGCGGUGUAUGGUUGAGAGGGCUACGAGAAGGAUAUGGGUGGAGGGACUUCGUACACUUGAGGAGACAGGGAAGAGGGACAGAGGGUCUGCCUGCAGCAAAAGAAGGGGGGCGGGUGAGAGCUAGGGGCCUGGUAAGGGUGAUGUCUCUGGGUAGCGACGCAGCAGCAGCAGCAGCAACAGCAGCAGCAGCAGCAGCAGCAGGUGAUAGUGCUGCUGCUGCUGCUGCUGCUGCUCAAGGAAGAGAUAAUGCUAAUAAGAAGACAGAAGAAGCCGGGCCUGAAGAAGCAUUAAAAUUAUUAGAGAGACAACUGCAGCAAGAGUGGAGGGCGGAGGAGAGAGCGCUGCAGCAAAAACAAAAAAAAGAAGCAGCAGCAAAGAAAAAACUUGAAGAAGCUGCUGCUGCUGCUGCUGCUGCACGAGAAGCAGAGGCAGCAGCAGCUGAGGAGCUCCGCGAGCAGUUGAAGGCCUUGCGUGAAAAACUCGAAGCAAAAGAAAGCGAGAGAGACACAGAAAGGAGACAGCAGGAGGUGCUGCAGCAGCGGCUUGAGGAGACACUUGCUGCUGUCUCUAACCUGCAGCAAACGCUUGAGACGACGCAGCAGCAAAUCAGCGAUAGCAACCAACAACUGGCGGAUGCUGCUGCAGCAGCAGAAUCUGCUGCUGCUGCGCUUCGUGCUGCUGAGGAGAGGGUAGAGCAGCAGAAGGCGGAGGAGACAGCUGCUGCUGCUGCUGCUGCUUCUCGUCAGCUGCUGCUGCAGGAGAAGAGACAGAGUUUAGAGGCCCUGAGGUCUCAACUAGAGGUAGGGCUUUAUGCAUGCAAAUAG
Messenger RNA from Eimeria acervulina, 4455 nucleotides. Its product is annotated as chromosome segregation protein, putative. Gene Ontology annotation, cellular component: endoplasmic reticulum; ER to Golgi transport vesicle membrane; Golgi stack. The coding region runs from base 1 to 4455 and encodes 1484 amino acids. The transcript has 8 exons. Gene Ontology annotation, biological process: transcytosis; membrane fusion; endoplasmic reticulum to Golgi vesicle-mediated transport. The record is from RefSeq and is a predicted model, not a curated record. Lineage: Eukaryota; Apicomplexa; Conoidasida; Eucoccidiorida; Eimeriidae.